CAAUCACUUCAAUAACUUCCGUUGCACCUGUUUACAUUGUGCGACUUUGACUUGUGAGUCACAAUAAAGUAAAAAUACCAGAAAUGGAAUCGAAAUAUGACAGAGUAGAUGUCCCCGAGAAUUUAUAUCUGCACUCAGAAAAUGAACACAAUGAAGAUUUUGGUACAGGGGUUUAUCCGAUUUCUGUAAUCUCAAGGAAAUCCAAUUUGAAGAGUGACACCGUCAAACUUGCAUGCUUUCGAAUGAGAAGAAAAAGUCGUUGUUUCCUUAUGAUUGGUGGUGUCAUCUUUUUGAUAAUCGUUAUCUUACUUAUUGUGGUAGCAUCGAAUCACCACGGCAGUGACAAAGCUCCAGCUCGAGUUAUUGUACCAACUUUUGCAGAAGAAAUCAAGGAAAAAGGUCUGAUGUUUGAGCCCAAUGUGGAUAAUAGUCCUUUGAUCCACUAUUCCAUAAGUGACAUGAAGACAUACCACAAGUACCUCAAUCAGUUGGAUUUCUAUAUGUACGAUUAUUCAGCAAUUCAUCAGCAAACAUCAGAUUAUGUGAAUUGUGUAAACGAGAGUGCACCUGAUGGUAAAGCUUGUAGGUUGACAAGUCAUGAUUUUGGAUCUCACUGUACACAUACCAAUGUUUAUGGGUACCAGGAGGGCAGACCCUGUGUUCUUCUUAUGUUGAAACUGGAUAAUGAUACGAUAGAUCCAUUUACAAGUAAAGACACUGAGAUAAAGAAGAGGCUGCAAGACAGGUGGUCAGCUGAUCAUAUUGGAAUAACCUGUGAUGGAGAGACGGCUUUAGAUAGAGAACACAUGGGACAUGAAGACUUUUGGUAUACAAACGGUGUCCUGGAAAGUGACAUAACUUAUAGACCCCCAACAGGAUUUCCUAUCUGGUCUUAUCCAAAGAAGAAUCCACAUUACAAAGUACCAGCAGUUAUGGUGCACUUCAACACAAUCCGUGCUUACCAUUUGGUGACAAUUAAAUGUGUGGCAUGGGCUAAAAGUUUUAAUAAUGGAAAGCCACAAGAUUCUGAAAUGUAUAGUGUAAGGUUUCAGUUUUACAUGGAAUAGACCAGGACUUUAAAUAUAAUGAAUGCAUCUGACAGAAGAGAUCUGAGUCGAUUCAGCUACACUAAAGAUAUUUGCCUUUGCAUAAUAAGAAAAUAUUCAAUUGUGCAAACUUAAAAAAUUGUUUGAUUGUAUGUACUUACUCUUUAUACUUAAAUCAGUAGAGAUAAGAUACUUCUUAGUGGAUAUUUCUGUCAAUCAGAAUUUAUUUUUUAUUCCAUUGAACUACACAUAUCAUGAAAUGGUAUAUGUUUUUUCUAGUCAGUGACAGAAUCUUAAUAACAAUGGGAAAUAUGUUAUUAGUACAGUUCACAGUUUAAGAACUGUCCCUAUUUUAUUAUCUUUUAAAAAUUGUGAUACAUAUUUUAGAAUUUUAUAGUUUUUCUUAUUAAAGGUUAUAAACAUCACCUUUUUCAAAUAUAUAAUAUUGAAUAUUUAAAAUUUAUUUGUAUAUUUGAUCAGCCAAAGAUUAUAAAACAUUCCUUUUUCCUAUGAAACUACAUGUAUUGUAAAAAUUUAUUGAAACAAAAUUUCCAACAUUAUGUAACACUGAAAUAGAACAGUGAGAAAGGAUCAUUCCAUUGGAAAAUUGUUGGAAGGGUAGGAAAGAAGUUUUAUUUUUGAAACAAGUUUAAGGGUCACAUUUGACUCAUUUGACAAAUGCAUACGUACUCAAAGAAAUUACCAUAUCUGGUCAUACACAUUUAUGCUCUUUGGCAGGGUAUUUUGUAAAUUCUUUCUUCCGCUUCCACAUUGAUUGAAAUAAAAAAGUCUAUAUUUUGCAUUGUACUUACUUCACAAUUUUGUUGCACCUUUAAAGCACAAAACAAAGUACAUAAAGACUUCCAUUGCAUAUGGGUACAAAAUGUAUUUGUCAUCUGUAUAAAUGUUGUAACCAUAGUUAUUAUAUAAUAGUUGAUUUCAUAACUCCAAAACAUUGAUGUCAUAAUAUAUUGUAAGUGCUAAAGAUAUACACCAAAUAUCUCACCAUAAAUUUUGUGAAAUAUUUUUUCAUUGUAAGAUUGAAUUUCAACCCAUAUCUUAUUUUUUUUUGCAAAAAAUUGAAAGACACACUUGAUCUUAAAAGUUAUAACAAUAAGCAACAUCAUGGUAUUGUUACAACAUGGUUUUAAAUUGUAAAUAUUGCACCAUUUUUUUUUCUCAAUAAUGAACAUUAUUUUGAAGUGAAAGUCAGCUUUAUCAUAAUGAUGUUAUGGAAACUGAUGUGGCCUUGAUUUUAAAUCUGUAGAUAUUAAUUAAUAUGAUUAAUUUUAAUAUAUGUAUUUAGAAUUUGUUUCAAUAUUGUCAUUGAUUGUUAUGUUAGAUAUAUUUGGAAAUCCCCUGUAUAACAGUUGCAUCACAUCUAAAAUUUAUUUUAUAUACAGUGUAUAUAUUGAAAGCAUAUCUAUUCAGUGUAAUUCUGUUUUAAAUGGAAUAGAUAUAGGAAGAUUUAUUCUAUGUAAGUACUGAACAAAGUUUAAGUUUUCAUAGGGUUUGUACACAGAUUAACAAAAACAGUCACUUGAGUCUUUUCAAUUUUGUAGAAUUUAAAAAAAAAUAUAUCCAUUAAAGUUUAUAAUGAAGUCACAAUUUUUAAACCUUUGUCCAGUAUUUUUUUUUAAACAGUUUUAUCCUAUUUGGGUAUACAUGUAUCUAUUUACAUAAAUUUUGUAACAAUUGUCAUGUGUUAGGUCAUGAAAUGUCAUUGAAACAUUUUGUGUAAGUGUAACAUACAUGUAAAAUAUUUUAUUAAACUCAAAGCAUUCCAAAUAAUUUAAUAAAUGGCAAAGAUCUGUCUGGACUUUUAUUACAAAAUAAAGAAUUUAUUUUCAUAACAUCAGAGAGUUAAAACACUAUCAUAGCUUUAUAUAAUUGAUCCCUGAUUCUGUGAGAUUGUCUGAACACUUUUUAUCCAUAAUAACAGGCCAUUUGAAGUUUCACAGGAAGAUCUUGCUCACACAGAGCACUGAAUGGCUAAUUAUUUUGAUAUAAAAUACAUAAUUCAAAGCCACAGGGACUGAAUGGAGCGCCUCAUUCUUAUCCCUGAAUAAAUAAUUAUUGACAUGUGAUUAUUAAAUCCAUGGUGAUAUUUUUCUUCAUGCUUAUCUUUUUUAACAGUGUAUUUUUUAACACAAGAGAAAUUAAAUGUUUUUUAAUAGCAGCGUUGGGCUGGUGACAAUAUGAAAUUUAAUGUAGUAAAUUAAAGCAUGUGAUAUACUUUGCUGUUGUUUUUGCUUUGAAGUCAUCCUUCUAUUUGAAGCAUGAUGAUAUGUUUAUAGAUGUACAUUUGUAUCUUUAGACCACACUAAACUUUUCUGUUUACUGAUGACCUUGUUCUUCAAUUCCACAAUUAAAAUUGUAUGGAAAAUAUAAAUUUAUCCACACUUUUUAUUCCCCUAUAACUCAAAGGUGAAUUAAAAAAAAAUAGACAACUGAAUUGUUUAAUUAUCACAUUUUGUCUGUUAAUCAGGAUUUACCAGGAAACAAAAAAUGAAACAAAAUUUCUAACUUGCCUUUUUGUUAUGAAAAUAAAACUCAAAGAAAACUGGUUAAUUAAGUGUGGUUUAAAAAGUAUUUUUUACCAAAAUUUCUAUCAGAUGUAAGUACAGUAGUGGCUUUUAUAUCAUUUGUAACAUAUCCCUAAGUUAUGUUUUUAUUUUUUGUUUAAAAUAUUUCUUACAUUCCAUAUAUUUUUAUACACUGUUGAUCUGUUUUUAAAAUUUAUAUAGAAUUAAAAUAGUUAAUCCAAACAUUAAUUGAAUUCAAUUUAAUGGAAAAUAUUACAUGGUAGAAAAUAGACAUUGUUGCAUAUUUAUAUUACUUUAUAGUACAUUUAUCUGAGAAAUCUUCUACAUGCUUAGGGCUGUUCCAUUAAAACAUACAUGAUACCCAGGGAAGGCACUUUAAAAUUAGGGUAGCUUCAAAUAGAGGCAAAUUAAAAUUUCACUUACAUUUCCAUUAUGCAAAAACAGAGACCAAAUAACUCAGAUUUUGAAGUGCCCUACCUGACUUGUUUGUAUAGUUUUCAUCAAUUAUUGAAAAGUUAAACAACAAAAGAUAAAGAAAAAACUGAUUUUGUAUUACAGAUGUUUUUAUGUACAAAACGUUCAUAUUUCUAUGUUUUUAUCACUUUAUAUUUGUUACCUGUCUGAAUGUAGUUUUUUUAAGUGCAAUGUGAUUUCUGUAGAUUUGUAUUGUUUAAUUUGUAAAUAAUUAUAAAAUCAAUGAAAAAAAUAUCAAGUUUCAGGAGUACACACUUAGUAUCGUGCCUUAUUUGGACAUGUAUAUUAAAUUUAUAAUUAAUUUUAAAAACUAUAAAAUUUUUAAUUGUAUAUAGGGUUGAUAAAAACAUGAUGUUGUACACAUGUAUUUGGUUUAUUGAUGUCAUUUUCUUUGUAAACAGAAGAGUUUAUUUUUAUAAUGAAAAUGUUGAAUUCCCCCCCCCCCCCCCCCCCCA
Messenger RNA from Mytilus trossulus (common blue mussel), 4521 nucleotides. RefSeq names its product sodium/potassium-transporting ATPase subunit beta-like. The transcript is spliced from 5 exons. Gene Ontology annotation, cellular component: sodium:potassium-exchanging ATPase complex. Gene Ontology annotation, molecular function: ATPase activator activity. Lineage: Eukaryota; Metazoa; Mollusca; Bivalvia; Mytilida; Mytilidae. Gene Ontology annotation, biological process: intracellular potassium ion homeostasis; potassium ion import across plasma membrane; sodium ion export across plasma membrane. The record is from RefSeq and is a predicted model, not a curated record. Bases 84 to 1067 code for a protein of 327 amino acids.